Durio zibethinus is the source of this 1070-nucleotide messenger RNA. RefSeq names its product prefoldin subunit 5-like. Gene Ontology annotation, cellular component: cytoplasm; prefoldin complex. The record is from RefSeq and is a predicted model, not a curated record. NCBI's taxonomy places the organism in Eukaryota, Viridiplantae, Streptophyta, Magnoliopsida, Malvales, Malvaceae. Gene Ontology annotation, biological process: protein folding; RNA polymerase III assembly; RNA polymerase I assembly.
AUUGAAAUGCUCCCUAUGCAAGAUCGAACUACAGACGUCCUACCGCUGAGAUGAAAGCUUUGCUGCUAAUCGAACUUUAAAAAUAGAAAGAAGAUAAAAUUUUAUUUUUUUAUUCGAAGAGGAAACAAGAUUUUCCCUUAGAGAAAGAGAGAGGCUCGAACGGCAGAGCGAAAAGCAAAAAAAAUGGCGUCGUUAAGAGGACAACAAGUGAUAAGAGCGGGGGACAUGGAGAAGAUGAGCUUGGAGCAGCUCAAAGUACUGAAAGAACAAGCCGAUAUUGAGGUCAAUCUCUUACAAGACAGCCUUAACAACAUCCGCACUGCCUCUGCUCGCCUGGAGAUCGCCUCUACCGCUCUUCACGACCUUUCACUCCGCCCCCAGGGGAAGAAAAUGUUGGUUCCUCUCACUGCUUCGCUCUAUCUUCCCGGCACCCUCGACGAUGCCGACAAGGUUCUCGUUGAUAUUGGCACCGGAUACUUUGUUGAGAAAUCAAUGGCUGAAGGCAAAGAUUAUUGCGAGCGUAAGAUCAACUUAUUAAAAUCCAAUUUGGAUCAACUAAUUGUGGUUGCUUCUAAGAAGAAAACAUUAGCAGAUGAAGCUGGAGUAGUUUUACAAGCAAGAUUGAAGCAGUUAUCUCCUUCAAAUUAGGAAUUACGUGACCUUCUCAGUAUCUCAUUAUCAUUGAGUUCUAAAGAUUUCUGUGAACGGACUGCUUGAACUUCAUUGCUGGUGAUGUCAACUUUAUCUUCUUACUGCUUUUGUUUUGGAUGGCGGGCAUGGAGAAUGAUCUUUCCAGCAUUUUAAGGAAAUUCCAUUGAUAAUUUAGAGAUAUUAAUGUUGUUGUUUAGAGGUGCAUACUUUCCAUUUUCUAACAAUUUAUACUUUUCUGAAUGUUUGUGCUGUUAAAUUAGAGAAGUUAAGUCGUGGUAGCUCAAUAUUUUCAAAAAAGGAUCAUCGGGAAAGUUGUGGCUGCUAAUUCUCUCUCCCUUUCUCUUCUAAUAUUGGUUUUUUUUUUUGCCAAUAAAAGAAAUUCUAAUAUUGGUUGGAUUACAACACCAGUAGGCCUUUCC